CGUGGACGCGACAAGAGGGCAGGAAAGGAGUUCUUUGGAACAAUUUGUGCCUCUCAUCUUUUGACUUUUAUGCACUUCCUCACUCUUUAAGCUGCUCCCGUCCAUGAACAGGCACUUCUUCCUCAUCCCUGACUUGCCCGCUCGCCAGCAUCCUCAGAAGGCAAACACUCUGUCUCAUUUUGAGAAGAAGGCGGUGGUGGUGGGGGAGGAGGUGACCUCAGGAGGACGCACAGGGAUCCCAGCUCCGGGAAAAGGAGGAGGAAGAGGAGGAGGAGGAAGAGGGCACAUCCUGCUGAUAGAAAGCAUCUACGAAGCCUUUCUAUCCCUCCGUGCACACGCACAUGGACAUUUAGGGCCUGUUUUCAUGCAAACUAUUACAAGGGUUGAGAAGUGAAUCUCUAGCUACCACAGGCGUGUAUAGUGAACAUCACUAGUUUACGUGAGGAUAAUCUGCAUUAAAGGACAAUAAGGACGAGCUGCGCGAGUGCAAAAUGGAUCUCAAUCGAAUCAGAGGUCUGUCCGAUGUGCCUUGAGCCUCGGCCCAGUGCCUCACACCUUGGUCCCACCCGCCGUGGCAGUCAGACUUGGACGCCACUCAGUCCGUUAGGAUGGAGCUGGACGGAAUGGACCUCCAGCAGGUCCCGGUGCUGUCGAUCGACCAGAUCCGAGCCAUCCGGGCCCACAAUGACUAUGUAGACCGGCCGGUGGCGCUGGAACUGGCGUCACAGUCGGGAUUUUUCUACGCCCACGAUGAGCGCCACCCACAUGGGAUAUACUCGCAGUACCCUCAGCCGUCCCGCCACACCGCUCUGCCCCGCAGCCAAAGUCAGCAGCACGCUCACACGUCCCGCAUCAGCCGCUCCAGUACCAUCAGCUCCUCCAUGUCCCGGACCAGCGCCGGUUCAGACCAGAGGCUGCUGGCGGGUCUGACGCCCUCGCACUCCGGCCUGGCCUCGGUGGUGCGCGCUCAACCAAAAGGGGAGCUCAAAGCUGACAAUUCCUUAAGCAAAAUCUUAGCCGAAGACGAACUAGGCCGGCACCAAUUCAUCUGCGAGCGCUGCGCCCGCUGCAAGUGCCACGAAUGUUGCGCCCCGCGCCGACUGCCCUCCUGCUGGGCCUGCGGUCAGCGUUGCCUAUGCUCAGCCGAAAGCGCGGUGGAGUAUGGCACCUGCUUGUGCUGCGUCAAGGGCAUUUUCUACCACUGCUCGGCUCAGGAUGAUGAGGACAACUGCGCCGACCGUCCGUGCUCUUGCGCCCCGGCCCACGCUCUGGCCCGCUGGGGCACCAUGGGUCUCCUGGCUCUUUGCCUGCCCUGCCUAUGCUGCUAUCCCCCCGCCCGGCUGUGCCUCGCAUUGUGCCGCUGUGCCCACGACCGGGCCACGCGACCCGGCUGCAGGUGCAGCAACACCAACACCGUGUGCCGCAAGAUCUCUGCCUCCAACCCCAACCCGGGCCAUCCCUCCGUAAGCAAAGGUGCGGAGAAGUCGCUAUGACAGGCCUGGACGGGUGGCAUCUAGGUGCCUACCUUACUAGUGCUCACCUACUAUGUAUGCAUCCACCUGUUCUCCAGCUCAGGAGGGACCAAAAGCUUUACUGUGCCUGUUCGCCUUGGAAACUACAAGCUCAAUCUAAGAACUGAACUGAACUCGCCUUCCUUCUUCUGCCUAAUCGGGACGUCUAACAAUAUUUAUUUAUUAUUGGACGCCUGCUGACCCUUUGGGGUCGAAAUCCAGACUACGGACUAUGUAAGGAACUCUCGGUUAAACUACAUAUGGGAUGUAGAUGCACCUAAAGGUUUGAAAGCUAAGAAAUGGAUGGUGCAAACAUUCACGGCAGAUCUAGAACAAUUUGACACACUUAAAAAAAAGGAACCACACAUUGUCUGAAUGGAAUUUCAAUGCCAUCAUUUGUAUAUAAAUGCACACACUGCAUUGCGUAAAACUCGUGGGCCACUGAGGUAAAUUGUACUUGGGUUAAAUCUCAGGCAACUUUCAAAGUUCCUGGAGAAUCAAAUGGUGGUUUCCAGGACUUUUCACUCAAUCCUCGGCCAAAAUCAAUGGGUUCUACAUGCCAUUUCUUCAGAAAUCUCAAAGAAAAGCCUUCUACCUGAAUCUUUCCUCACACUAACUUUUUGGUAGCAGCCUCAGUCUUUUGCGCUGUACAUUUUGCAGCACCUCUGGAACACUUUGACACCUGGACGAUACUGUGCAAAAGUUGCAGGUCAUCAAUAGUGAGCGACUGGUUCCUGGGCGAUCAGACAUUUGAUUCUGGGACUGUGCACUUGCUUGAAAUGCUUGGGAUACAUCCUUGCACGAAGUCGGUGGUAACUUAUGCGUUGUAUGUGCAGCAUCUCUGGAACUUUCAUCUUCAAAGACUGAAACUGCAUUCGCCACCAAAAACCAAUGCGCCAGCCUUCUUGAAAAUCAACAAUGAAAAAAGAAAAGGUGGCCUCAAACUUUUGCACAGUACCGUACAAUGUUUAACAGUUGGUUAUUCAACAGCAGGGUGGGCCAGGUGGGCGUUUGCCCAUCGAGUCUUUGUGUGUGCGUGUGUUGGUGUACUGUAUGUGUGAAGAAGAAGAAGAGGGAGCUGUCUUUGUCUUUUUUUAGCCUCGCUGCUACAUCUUUGCGCUGGUCCGCUCGGGUUUCUCAGCGUGUCGCUGCCCAAACCUCGGUCCUCCCGCAUCUCCACCCUACCCUGUUCACCAGUUUAUCCUACUAUCCCAUCCGCCGCGCCUGCCUCUCCUCUUUCGUCGGCCGGUGGGCUAAAAGCCUCCCGGCGAGAGUUGAUCAGACGGGCAAUUAUCUCCGUGAUUGCUCUUAAUGGGCCAGACGAGAAGCAGGAAGGAGUUGCGGUGUUUUGGCGGACGGAGAAGAAAGCGGGACGAGGGGGAAAAAAAGGGCCUGGCUCGGGUUUCCAGACGUGUGUGUGCAUGUGUGUGCAUGUUCUCAAGCGAACGUGCGCGUGUGUUAUGGGGUUGCAUGAAAACAACACCCGAAGCGUUAAGACCUUCCUUUGCGAUUAUAUUUUUAUAUGCAGAUACGAGCGAGCGGCGUUGAAAUAAUUUUUUUAUCGAGCUUUCAUGAACAGUCAGGGGGAACAUACACAAAGGAAUUUCAAAAAUGAUGCACAAGGAUUUAAUAGGGUAGGAUACAAAUGGUUUAGCCAUUGACAGCGCUAGACGUCCAAUUGAUUUCGAGUGGGAACUGUGAAUGAAUGUUUAUUCGCCUCUCCCAGUUGUAAGUGACUCGACGUCUAGUGCCGUCAAUGACACUGAAAUAUGAGCAUUCAGUCUUCCUGGUUUAAACAAAUUGGACAUCUAUGACUGUCAAUGGCAUGCGAAGAGUUAAAUAUUAUGAAGAAAAAACAGUUUAAUUUUAAAACUUAUAAGCCGCUACUUUUUUCCUUCAUUUUGAAUCCUGCAGCUUACAGUCCAGUGCGGCUUAUUUAUUGAUUUAUUUGGGUUAAUAGGCAACACGUGCCUCAUAGCAUGCAUUGCAGCGCUACAGAUGUAAAUAACAAUCGAAAUUCAUGUUCUGUGCUAAUUAUUUAUUCAGCUAUUGUUCCAGUUGUUUAAUUAAUUGCUAGUUAUGGUUUUUGGUAACAAUUUAUUUGACAGCGGCGUCAUAAGACUGUCAUAAGACCGUCAUAAUUAUGACAUGACACUAUCAUGGGCAUUACUGAAUGCUUAUGAUGGAUGUCAUUAAGUGUCACGUGGUGAAUUAUGUUGCUAACUCCAUUUAUGACUAGCUCAGAUGUUUAAUAUCUAUUCAAAAGUAAGAUAAUUUGGCGGAUUAUACAAAGUGAAAUCUGUUAUAAGUAUUUAUAAUAUAUAUAUAUAUAUAUAUAUAUAUAUAUAUACAUAUAUAUAUAUAAGCAUUCAUGCUCAUGUCAUAUUAUGAUUGUAUAAUCUGGUGUAAUCUGGUAUAAUCUGUUUUAUGGUGCCACUGUCAAAUAAAGUGUUAGCAAAUGCCCGUAGUUAGCUGGGAUAGGCUCCGGCACCUCCGCGACCCUCGUGAGGAAUAAGCGGCAUGGAAGAUGAAUGAAUGAAUGAAAUACCAUAACUAGCAAUUAAUGAAACAACUGGAACAGUAGCUGAAGAAAUAAUUAGCACAGAACAUGAAUUUUGAUUGUUAUCUACAUCUGUAGCGCUGCAAUACAUGCUAGGAGGCAUGUUGGAAAACAACAGCGUUGACAACAGAUGGUAGAAGAGGUUGACUGUCUCCCCCACGGGUGCAGUGAUGGCCAAAUCAAGCUUCUUGAAGCAAUGAAGCUUUGACCCAAUUGUUUGCAACCAUCAUGAAGCUUUGAACCAAUUGGCUGCAAAGCUUCAUGAUGGUUCAUUUCUUCUUGUUAUUGUCGUAUGAUGCCGCUGUCAAAUAAAGUGUUACCAGUUAAUAUCCUUUGGUGUAGAUAUCCCAUAAUACAGUGAGGACAGCUGAGGCUUAUUUAUGAACAAAUGCCCUUUUUGUUUCACAUUUGAUGGGUGGUGGCUUAUAGUCAGAUGCGCCUAUUAAUGCUAAAAAUUCGAUAUUUAAUUUAGAGUGUUACUUGUAGUCAAAACCAAUGUGUUUUUCUGUUUUUAUUCAUUUCUAUUUAAUUAAUUUAGUGUUUAUUUGCACUGUGUUGAUUUGAAAAUGCAUUUAUAAAUUAAAGAAAUAUAUAUAUAUAAAUCACCACUAUGAUUAAUACUUUUAAAACAUACAGUAAAACCAAACUUAACACAUGCUAAUAUUUAAAUAGUCACUUCCCCUAUAAAGGUCUUAAGUGUCAAUUUUUGAAUAGCUGUCCACUGAAGUGAUCACUGUCCUUGAAAGGGUUACAAGUAACACUACAGUGACAAAGAUCUUGUGUUUUGAGAAUAUAAUCGUAAAACUACAAUUUAACAUUUUUCUCUAAACUCACUUCCAUUUGACAGCAGAUGUCCAAUCCAUUUGAACUGGGGAGCUGGCAGUGAUCGUUAACUGUGAGCAGCAGCAAAUGAUUGCAGUGCCUUUUUGACCAUUAAAUCCGACUAAAUCCUUGCAAGAAUAAAACCGACCAUAGGGAAAAAGAAAUAUACAAAGAGACCACUAUGAACUGUCAUGUGACUGCUCAUGUUGGAGAAAAUACUUUUAUUUGACUGAAAACAAAACUUGAAUUUAUUCUUGGAUGUGCGCGUAGAGGUACGUGUUAUAUUUUAAUAUUUAUUUGUUUCACGUUGUAUGACGCACAUGGAUUAUGGAAUGGUUUUUUUGUACGGAGGAGGCAUUUUUGGUUUGUGCUGGCGGCUAACUCCAGUUGGCUGUCUCUACGAUGGAGGUGGGUAACCUUUCUUCCAAUCAGGGGCAGUUUCAGUCCUCCAAGGGCUACAUUUAUAAUAUGUGUAAUGUGAUUUUGUCUUUUUUUAAACAGCAGUAUAUUGUUUUUUUUUUGCAUGUUGGGGCCGGAUCAAAUGCGCUUCCGGGAGAGGCUGCAUUUUGCCCCCUACACCUUAGGUUGCCCACCCCAUGCUUCUCACAUUAUAACCACUACACAAGCUUUUGGUACACAAUUGGCAUCUUGUUUGUUUGUUAUAGAGCAAUUUAAGGAGAGUAUAUGGAGAAAAUAUAUGUAAAAGUCUCUUUUUUUAAUUAUUAUUAUGCUACAUGAACAUGUAUUUCUUUGCCCAUGUGGUGUCAUUGGUUAUUUAUUUCCAGGUUAACCGUCACCAUGGCGUGAAAACAGUGUGAGUGUGCUUGUUGUAUGUUUUUGUUGUUGAUUUUCUGCCUAUUUGGUGUGGCUGCUGAUGACCAUCCAAUAAA
Corythoichthys intestinalis (scribbled pipefish) is the source of this 5783-nucleotide messenger RNA. RefSeq names its product protein sprouty homolog 3. Lineage: Eukaryota; Metazoa; Chordata; Actinopteri; Syngnathiformes; Syngnathidae. Gene Ontology annotation, cellular component: cytosol; membrane. The coding region runs from base 609 to 1493 and encodes 294 amino acids. Gene Ontology annotation, biological process: negative regulation of MAP kinase activity; multicellular organism development; negative regulation of Ras protein signal transduction. The record is from RefSeq and is a predicted model, not a curated record. The transcript is spliced from 2 exons.